Messenger RNA from Vespa crabro (European hornet), 5421 nucleotides. It is a transcript of the gene scny, whose product is annotated as ubiquitin carboxyl-terminal hydrolase 36. Gene Ontology annotation, cellular component: cytosol; nucleus. The record is from RefSeq and is a predicted model, not a curated record. The coding region runs from base 1320 to 3953 and encodes 877 amino acids. NCBI's taxonomy places the organism in Eukaryota, Metazoa, Arthropoda, Insecta, Hymenoptera, Vespidae. The transcript has 8 exons. Gene Ontology annotation, molecular function: cysteine-type endopeptidase activity; cysteine-type deubiquitinase activity. Gene Ontology annotation, biological process: protein deubiquitination; regulation of apoptotic process.
AACAUUAUAAACAUAUCAAAUAAAAUAUGUCUAAGAUAUUUUUUGCUAUUAUCUUAUUCGUUAAGAUUAAUUAGAAAUACGAUUAUUUAAGGUGAAGGAAACUUUAAUAAUAUGAAUUGCUUGAAAUCAAAUGAAAUAUAUCUAUAGAAAUUUAGUAAUGGUACUAAAAAUAAAGUAACUGUAAAGAGAAAGAGAAAGAGAAAUGCAGCGCCAAAGAGGAGGAGAAAGAGAAAUGCAGCGCCAAAGAGAAAGACCUAAAACUAAAAAUUUCAAGAACAGAAUAUGACAGUGGUUAUGUUUAUGUUAUUUCAAUGCUUACUUUACCAGAUGGCGCGAUGAAAUUAGUGAAGACAUACAAUAUAGUAUUAAUAUAAUAAAAAUUAUUAAAAUUAUUAUGCUCGUUCAGCAGACCGAUAUUAAUUCCAAUCCACAAAGUGUAUGUUAUACACCGUUAAAACAUCAAAUUUUGGUUGAAACAAAACUGCGUUCUCGAUUUUGGUGUCGUCCCAGUGUACCCGAAACGUUUGUACGAGAAUUUCUAUCGUUUUAAAUUCCCUUUUAUCCGGCUGACAAUUAUCAUACUUUCUUCUUUCUUCCCAUGAAUGGUGAAAAAACUUAUUUAUUAUCAAAUGUACUUUUCCGAUUUACUAAUUCCAACGAUUUCAAGAAAUAAUUUUUGUCUUCCUUCAACGAAUGAAAGAAGUCAUCGAUGAUAGGUCCGAUUGUGCAUACAUAUAUUGAAGAUGGAAAUCUCAUUAUCAAUGGCGAUUGCAGAAAGAACAUAAGAUCACAUCCGCUGGUUAUGCGAGCUAAAAUAUUUAUAAAUUCUGAUGUAAAAUACAAGAUGGAAACGGGGUCGCUAACUGAUCGCGCCUGGCUGGAGAGAGUCCAGAAAUCAGGCAGAAAGCGCGGUGGGUAGUCGGCGUUAUUGAGGUUGUCGAUGGAAAUGCAAAUGGCUGUCAUCAUGAUGUAGUCGGGUCUUAUUUUUCCUUGCCUUGAGACACAAACAAUCGCGAAAAUGUUGAAUACCCUUAGAAUACGAUAUUCGUAAUGGCGCUACGGAUGAAGGUUAAGCUUGCGGUUUUGUGUGCGUGAAUUAAAGGCGGGGUAAGUGUACAAAGUACGCGGGAAAAUCUUCCUCAUGGCUGGAUACACGCGCCUUCCAGUUAAACUCAUCCGGUAACUGAUCCGAAGUACGUAAGCGCAAACAAAUAGCAAUUAAUCGAUAAUACGUAUUUCUUUCCAUACGUAAUCAGUUAACAUAAGUAAAUCUAAGGAGUUUAUCAAACAAUAGAGAAUAAGUGGUAACAGCGAUAGUUAUGCCAGCUGUAAGUGUUUACGAUCCUGUUGCGGCAACACUCCGCCGUACUUUAGAAGGUAACCAAAGGAAAGGAACAGAGGAGCUAUCUACAAGUUUACUUGUUAGCGCAUCAAGAAUUCUUCAAGGAGAAGUUCAAUAUAAAGAAGUCGAUGAUUAUCAGGCAAAAAUUUUGGAUCAACUCAAAGCUAAAUAUAUUGUCUUGAGUUUACCAAAUUCAGAUAAUCUAGAAGAUACAAAAUCUAAAGAUGGUACAACGUAUGUAAAAAAAAACGAAGGUAUGAGUAAAGGUCCUACAUUGCCAGAACCAGCUGUUACUUUGUAUUGUUCCAAGAAAGUAAAUCUAGGAUGGAGAGGAACAUUUCCAGUAGGUGCUGGCAUGUAUAAUGUUGGUAAUACUUGCUAUUUAAAUAGUACACUUCAGGCAUUAUUUCAUGUGCCAGCACUUGUAAAUUGGUUAUUAUCGGAUUCACAUCAUACUUCAAAAUGUGAACAAAAUGUUUUAGAUGGAGGUGGAGAGUGCCUUACUUGCGCAGUGGCUAAGACUCUACAAUUCAGUCACCAGAAGUCAGGAUGCGCCAUCAAACCAUUCUAUAUAUAUAAUAAAUUAAAACUUAUCUGUCGAACUAUGGUACCAGGACAACAAGAAGAUGCUCAUGAGUUUUUACGUUAUUUAUUAGAAGGAAUGGAAAGAGCUUAUUUAACAAGACGCAAAGCUGGAAAGUUAGACAGUUAUUCUAAAGAAACAACACCUAUCAAUCAAAUAUUUGGUGGUUAUAUACGCACUGAAGUUAAGUGUUUACAAUGUGGUCAUGUUUCUACUACGUUUCAACAUUUUCAGGAUUUAUUGGUUGAUAUACGUAAAGCAAGCACAUUGGACGAAGCGUUAAAUAGUUAUUUCAGUCGAGAACAGUUGGACAAUAACGAUUAUAAGUGUGAAGCUUGUAAGAGAAGAGUACCCGCGACUAAACAAUUUAGUUUAGAACGAGCUCCUAAGGUUUUGUGUGUUCAGUUAAAAAGAUUUAGUGUUUUGGGAGGGAAAAUAUCUCGUCAUAUAGAUUUUAGACAAACAAUAGAUAUGGGUCCUUACCUAUGGAGAGAACCAAACGAACCUUUGCUGCAGCUUACUUAUAAACUUAUGUCAAUUGUUACACAUAUGGGCCCGUCAGUAAAUUGUGGGCAUUAUACAGCAGUUGCACAAAUUUCAACUGGUCAAUAUUACUCCUUUGAUGAUUCAUGCGUUCGUCCAAUUAGUCUUAGCAACGUAUUAAAUACAAAUGCAUAUAUAAUGAUAUUUGAAAUGGAACCUAAUCAAGGUCAAAUAAAUAAUCAACAGACAGUUAAGAUGAAUGGCAUGUCAUCUGAAAAAAGUGUAUUGUCCUCAAGUCCUUCUAGUAAAUCUGUAAAUCCAAAAGCAUCAACAUCUGACAUAUAUAAUGGAUCUGUUAAUGGUUCGCCCAUCAAUAAAAGUGGUAUAGAAGGUUCAAAGAUAGGUGCUCAAUUAUCCAUACAAAAGAAUAUAGGACUUCAGCUUCCUCUACAGAAGUGUACAAGUAUCAGUGGAACACAAUUAUCACAAAAGUCACAAGACAAAUCUCAACCAUGGCUUGCAGUGCAGUUUAAAAAAGUAUUAAGUGGAAAUAGUUUAGUACCAUAUGAUGGCUCAAGUGAUGAGGAAGAGAUAAAUUCUUCUGUAUCAAACAAAAAUCGUGUAGUAACGAAUGUGUCUACAUUGAAAACAAAUCUUUCCCUUACUGUAGCUAAUGGUGCACAGAAGGCAUCAACAGUAAAAGACUCAAUAUCUAAAACAGUUCCUACCUCAAAAGAAACACAAAUAUUAACAAUGAAACAGUCUAAUAAUUCAACGUCUUCAAGUCAAAGUAGUUCCGUUCAGUGUACGAAAGUACAGAAUGUUUCUAAUGGCAAUAGUUCAUUAACUGCCUUGAAACAUCAAAAUGGUAAAUCAGAAGUAAAUGGUAAGAUGGAAAAUAGUAGUAAGGAAAAGUCUUAUCAUCCAAUUAGAGUAAAAACAGGCCAGGAAGAGAAAGUACUUACCAAAGCUGCAAGUAGCAGUAUAAAGGGUUGGCAAGUAUCAAAGGAUGCAUUUUCUCCCAUAUCAAAUGCAACCCCAAAUGGAUGGUCUGUGACUGACAACAAAGAAGAUUCAACUAAAUGCAGUCAAAGCAAUAUAACGCCAAGUGCUGCAGCAUUGAGAGAUUUUAAUGGAACAAAUCGUUCGGACACCGUCUCAAAUUUAUUAAAAAUGUCCCAUCGUGGAUAUGGCAGUACCUUAGUAACAAAUUGGCGUGGCAAUAGAUGUCAUUUAGAACGUGAAGUUGAUAAUGACAGACGAGAAGAGCGUAAACGUCACAUUAAUGCAGACGAUGAGGAAGCAGAUCGAGGUCGAGUAAAAAAAGUUAAAGAACACAGAAUGUUUGGCGAUAGAAUAAGUACCGGAUAUAAUUUAUUCCAAGAGUAUCAAAAUGGGAAGACUUGGAAUCGAUCAAUUAGCGGUUACCAUCGAGAAUCUUAUUAUAAUGCUUCCAAUAAUACGCGGCUACGACGUAAUAGUAAUUAUAGGCAUCCUCGUUAUAGAUACCACAAUAAUUCUCGCGUACAUUGGCAACGUGGAUAAAAAAAAAAAAAAAAAAAAAAACAAAAAAACAAAAAAUUCUAUAAAAUAGCCUCUACGACAUUCUGAUGUUAUGGGAGAUAUGGUAUUAGUUCGAAGUUGCUGAUCGAUACACAGUUUCACUGUCUAUUGAAAGUAAACUAUCAAAGCCUAUGUCUCAGCGCUGAUUUAGAUUAUUAAUUCAUAAAGUAUCUCAGUGUCAGAUAUAUAAUGUGGUUCUUUUAUUGCAUUUUAACUCUUGCAUGUUCCUAAAGAGUUCAUAACGUGGUUUGAUUUUUUCUUCUUUUAUUUUAAAGAUGAUAUAUGACUAAUGAUAAGGAGGUUGAGUAUCGAUAAUACAUAUAUACCAAUUUUGUGUUCAAAACAAAUGUAAAGAAUUCUUAUCAUCAUUAUUAUUAUUAUUAUUAUACAUUUUACUAUAUGAAUACUUGAGUUUUACUUUUAUGUGAUAUUUAAGUAUAAAUGCAUUUCAUAAAAUUUGUAUCAUUUAAAAAAUUUAUUAUUUUUGUUUUCUUUUUGGCUGAAUUGAAGUAGCUUCAUAUAUAAAAGUAAAUUUUAAUUCGUAUAAUUUAUAACUACAAGAACGUAAUUGUUUUCUCAAGAAUUCAAUAUGCUUAUUGUUGAUUAAUAAUGGUUAAAAUAUAAAAUCUUGAACUUAUUUUUAUAAUAUAUAUAUUCAUUUUUUGAGAAAUAUGAAUUUUAAAAGAAUUAUUACAAAAAGAUAGCAGCUAGCUGAAAUAACACUUCUUUAAUAUUACAGAUAUUACAUUUAAAUACUAAUGCAAAUAAAUAAUGCUAUCCGUCCUUCAAUCUUUACCAAUGAUACUCAUCUCCUGUUCUGUAAUUUAUAUUUAUGUGCAAAGAGAUUAUUUAAUGUUUUAGUAAGAGACACACCAAUCUGAACAAUUGCUAUUUCUUGCACGAUUCCUUAAUAAAAAUUAAAAAUUCCUUAAUAAAUUCUUUUUUAAAAUAAUUGUGGUAUCUAUUUCGUUUAAAAGUAAUUUUGAAUCAAUAUCUGUUAAUAUUUGUGUGUAAAUUGUUUCUCAAAUAAUAAACUAGACUCAAUAUUGAAAUAAUGUCCAUAAUGGAUUGAACAUAUUAAAUAUUAGCUUUAAAAAUAAUCGUAAUAAAAUAUUAGUUCAAGAAAAUUGUAAAUUACUUAGAUUCGUAAGUAUAGGACUUUUUAAUGAUAAGAAACAAGGAUUAAGAUUGCAAAACUAUAGAGAAUUUGUUAAGUCAAAUGUGAAGUAGAUCCUGUCUGCUUUCACUUACAAUACCUCGUUACAUCAUUUUACGAAUUAAAUACUAGCCAAAAGAUGUCAUUAGUAUCUCAUAUUGUAAAUCGCCGUAGAAAUAACGAUCAUAAAAAAAAAUGUCAACUUUAUGUACAAGAUAUAAAUCUAAAAAAAAAUUCAUUUGUAUUUGCCAUUAGAAUAAUUUACUGAAAUAAAACAAAAGUAUCUAGAAAAAA